This is a messenger RNA of Microthlaspi erraticum, 1470 nucleotides long. The record is from the annotation of a GenBank genome assembly. NCBI's taxonomy places the organism in Eukaryota, Viridiplantae, Streptophyta, Magnoliopsida, Brassicales, Brassicaceae.
AUGGCGGUUUUAACUCUGGGUUUCGCUUGCAGAUCCCAUUUUUCUGUUCGUCCCCUGUUUUACUGCUUCUCGAAGGUUCGGUUCAACACUGUUUCUGCUGCUGCAAUUGAGACGGCGGAUGAAAAGGAUAGUGAUCAUCAUGACAAGGAUGAUUCUGAUAAAACGAGUAAAGCACCAGAGUGGAAGAAACUGAAUUCGAAAGACCUUGGGAUAACCAGUUCUAUGAUUUCAAAGCCAACACGACAAGUGCUAAAUGGUCUCAAGAGUAAAGGACAUGACGUUUACCUUGUGGGAGGCUGUGUACGAGAUCUUAUUUUGAAGCGGACACCAAAAGACUUCGAUCUACUCACUUCUGCUGAACUUAUAGAGGUUGCUCGGACUUUCUCAAGAUGUGAAAUUGUUGGAAGAAGAUUUCCUAUAUGUCAUGUGCACAUUGGGAAUGAUCUUAUAGAGGUUUCAAGUUUUAGCACCUCUGCACGAAAUUCACCAAGAAGCAUGAGAACUAAAUCUGGAAAAUCCAGUGGCUCCUAUGAUGAGGACUGUAUCCGUUUGAACAAUUGCUUGCAGCGUGAUUUCACAAUUAAUGGGUUGAUGUAUGAUCCAUAUGCCAAGAUCAUAUAUGACUAUCUUGGGGGAUUAGAAGACAUUAGAAAAGCUAAGGUCCGGACGGUCUUUCAUGCUGGCACGUCUUUUCAAGAGGACUGUGCUCGGAUUCUUCGUGGGACAAGAAUUGCUGCGCGUUUAGGUUUCACAAUUUCCAAGGAAACGGCUCAUUUCUUGAAGAACCUUUCCUUCCUAAUACAAAGACUCCACAGGGGAAGAAUCUUGAUGGAAGUAAAUUACAUGUUAGCAUAUGGAUCAGCAGAAGCUUCUUUAAGAUUGUUGUGGAAAUUUGGCAUACUUGAAAUUCUUUUACCAAUCCAGGCAGCAUAUCUCGUUCAAAGUGGUUUCAAGAGACGCGACAAAAGGACUAACAUGCUUCUGUCUCUCUUCGCCAAUUUGGAUAAAUUGUUGGCUCCGGAUAGACCUUGCCACAGCAGCUUAUGGUUAGCAAUCUUGGCUCUUCACAAAGCGCUUGCUGACCAACCUCGACAUCCUUCAGUGGUUGCUGCGUUCAGCCUUGCUGUCCACAAUGGUGGAGACGUUGUAGAAGCUGUAAAAAUCACCAUGAAAAUCACAAAACCUCAUAAUCGAAGCUUCUUCGAGCUACUAGAGCCAGAGGAACUGGACUCUCAAACCUUAUUGGAUGAGGUCAUGGCUUUUGAUGUGGCUAUCAAAGAAGCCUUGGGACAGAUGACCGAUGCGCGGUUUGUUUCCAAGGCUAUGUCCGCGUACCCUCAGGCCCCAUCUUCCAACAUGGUAAUCACUCCUACUUCUUCCAUUGAGACACACGCAGAUGCAAAUUCUUCAGGAUAUAGAUCUUUUGGUUUGAGAUUAGUAACAAGAUUUGCUCGGCUAGCUCUGUCCUAA